UAUUGACUUAACAUUUGGCAGGGCAACCGAGAGGCACAUUAGAGAUUCAGUCUACAAGCUGCUCUGCUUUGUUCCUUGUUACAUACUAUAUAUAUCAGUUCAAAAUUUAGUUGAUAAAAAGAAAAAUAAUUAUUCUAGCAUCAUGAUAAAGUACACGACGGUGCAGCUGCGCAAUGACUCGUACGAGCCGGAUCUGCGCUCGGAGGGCACCUAUAUCUGCCAGUUUCCAAAACCCCCACCGCCGCCGCCCUUUGGCGACACGGGCACCUGGCAUGGACAUCUGGAGCCCCAUGAGCGUCUGUUCUACCACCAGACAAUGAACUCGGUGCGCUACAGCAAGCGUUAUCGUGGUAACCCGAACAUACCCAAGGAUUCGCUGGACUUUCAGCUGCAAUCACGCUACGAUCAUAGCCGGGAGUGCUUCCCGGAGAAGGUGGACUCGGUGCUGCAGCGCGAGACGUGCACUGCGAUCUGUAGUUGGUCAGCGCCUGGCGGGGCAAAGGAGGUCGGUGCCAAGUAUCAGACAUUUAGGGUUUUGCGCAAUACGCGCUUUAUUCGCCGGAAACAAGACGACGCAUUGGGUCAUCCGCUUCGCAUUGGCGGCUGCAAGGAGAAGAUUCAUCCGCAUAGCGUCAAGCUCAUCUGCAGCGGCGUUCACAAUCAAUUGGUCAACAAUGGCUUCUCACGCCAGACCUCCGAUGGCAACUUCUUCCGUUAUUAGCUCCUCCUCCUUCAAUCAAAAGGGGGAGGCGAGAAUUGUGUUGUAUAACUUUAUUGAAAAUUAAAUUUUGACAAGGAAGCAGCCCCAUAAAGCAACGUCACGCAGUCGCUUCGUCCAGCUUGGGCUGCUUGGGGAGAUGUGCCUCUGCCACCUCCUCUUCUGCUUCCACCUGUUCCCCCUCUUGUGGCCCCACUACCUCCUGUGACGUUUUAUGGCGCUGCUUCUUGUUCUGGUUGCGAUA
This is a messenger RNA of Drosophila pseudoobscura, 962 nucleotides long. RefSeq lists its product as uncharacterized. Bases 143 to 721 code for a protein of 192 amino acids. Lineage: Eukaryota; Metazoa; Arthropoda; Insecta; Diptera; Drosophilidae. The transcript is spliced from 2 exons. The record is from RefSeq and is a predicted model, not a curated record.